GAGAAACUCCCAUUGUUGUGCAUCUCUCCGCCUCCUCGCGCGCUGCAGCAUUUAGUCUCCAUGCUGCGUCGUGUUACACAUUUUCACGGCGUCCGCGCGCUGCCACAAUCGUGACAAGACACGGGAUGCGCUGUUCGACGGCGGUGCGCGCGCUGCCGCUGCUGCUGCUGCUCCUGCUCCUGUGCGCGAGCUGUAGGCUCGCGGCGGCAGUCUGGGAGCUCACGAUUCUACACACCAACGACGUGCACGCACGCGUAGAGGAGACCAACAAGGACUCGGGAAAGUGCACGAAGGGCGGCUGCUAUGCCGGUGUCGCACGCCGUUUCACGAAAAUCCAAGAGAUCCGCCGCACCGAGAAGAACCCAGUGCUCCUGCUGGACGCCGGCGAUCAGUUCCAGGGCACCGUGUGGUUCAACUACUAUAAAGGCUCCGAGGCGGCGCACUUCAUGAACAGACUGGGCUACGAUGUCAUGGCUCUAGGAAACCACGAGUUUGACAAUGGAGUGGAUGGACUCAAGCCUUUCUUGCAGGCUGUGAACUGCACUGUGCUCAGCGCAAACAUCAAGGCUGUUGACCCUGUUGCAUCACAGAUUAGCGGAUAUUAUUUACCUUCUAAAAUUCUAAAGGUUGGCACUGAGACUGUCGGUAUAGUAGGAUACACAUCCAGGGAGACGCCAGCUUUGUCAAUGCCAGGGCCGUACCUGCGGUUUGAGGAGGAGGUCGCUGCCCUGCAGCGGGAGGUAGACAAACUUAUCACUAAUGGCGUUAACAAGAUCAUCGCGCUCGGCCAUUCCGGAUUCGAGACGGACAAAGAGAUCGCUAAAAAGGUCCGUGGCGUGGACGUGGUGGUCGGAGGACACACCAACACUUUUUUAUUCACAGGGGAUCCCCCUUCCUCUGAGGUACCAGCAGGACCCUACCCCUUAAUGGUACAGUCCGAUGACGGUCGCCUGGUGCCAGUGGUCCAAGCCUACGCUUUUGGGAAAUACCUCGGCUACCUCAAAGUGACUUUUGAUUCUGACGGAAAGGUUGUACAAGCCAUCGGAAAUCCAAUCUUGCUGAACAGCACCAUAACCGAAGAUCCCAGCAUUAAGGCAGACGUUGACGCCUGGAAGGUUAAGUUGGCCAAUUACUCGGCUCAGUUUGUGGGGAAGACCCUGGUCUACCUUAACGGGACGUUUGAAGAGUGUCGAUUUCGUGAAUGCAACCUGGGAAACUUGAUCUGUGAUGCCAUGGUUCAUCACAACAUCAAAUAUCCAGAUGAGCUCCAGUGGAACCAUGUUAGUGCCUGUAUUUUAAACGGAGGAGGAAUACGAGGUCCCAUUGAUGAACGUAGCAGAAACGGUAGCAUCACCAUGGAGGAUGUGAUCUCCGUGCUGCCGUUCGGCGGAACGUUCGAUCUGGUUCAAUUGAAAGGCUCGACGUUGCUGCAGGCCUUCGAGCACAGCGUCCGCAGAUAUGGAGGAAACACCGGGGAGUUCCUACAGGUCUCAGGCUUUCAGAUAGAGUAUGACCUAAGUAAGCCUUCCGGUGAGCGAGUGAAGAAGGUGAGCGUGUUGUGUACUGAGUGUCGCGUGCCGCACUACGAGCCCCUGGACACUAAAAAAGUCUACAGGGUCGUCAUGCCGUCGUAUCUAGUGGACGGAGGAGACGGUUUCUCGAUGAUCAAAGAGGAGAAGCUGAAACAUGACAGCGGUGACCUGGACAUGUCCGUCUUUGCUCGCUACCUCACUGAGAGGCAGAGGGUCCAUCCGUCUGUGGAGGGACGAAUCCGUCUCGUUAAUUCUGCUGCUGGAAUGUUAACCCGGUCGAAUGCUUUACUCAUCAUCAUGCUGGUCUGGAUCUCACUUAUAAGCUUAGUCUAGAACAUCUGCUGUGUUUCAGUUGUACGGAUCAGAGUCUCGUUUAUUUUUAUUCGAUGUUUGAUAACAUUGUAAUAUUUUAUAGAGAUUUGCUAUACACGACUAAAAAAAAAAUAAAAUUUGGUCUAGGAUUUUCCUGUUAGUUUGUUUGAAAAACAAACACUUUUAAUUUAAUUUCCGAUUGGUCGUAUCCGAAGUCACGAAUUAUCAUCUCGAUAGUGUAGAAAGUCGCAAUCAGGAAGGGCAAAGUUUAAUUUGUUUCUUAGCAAGGUCAAAAAGCAUGGAAAAUUGGCCUUAGGUUCAAUGCAGUAAUAAUAAUAAUUUACAAGUACUCAUACUUUGCCUUCCGAAUUUAGUUCCUGUUUACGUUCAUGUGCUUCGUAACUGCGUUAGAAAUCGUAACAUGAGCUACACAAUAAUCAGAAGUUGUUAUUGAGUGAAUGUACUGUUACCCAUGUGGUUAGAGAUUUAAAAUAUAAAGCUGUCUUCGAUAGAUGACUUUAAUGCAAUAAAAAAAGGUUUAUCUUAGAAUCGAGAGUCAGAGCCACGAAGGAAGCCGAGUGAAGACGGCCGUCGUUGUAAUUCAGUAAAGCACGGUUCUCAGGGAGACAGAACAAAAGGAGCUUUGUGGCUGUCGCUGUUUGUGCCGCGUUGACCUUGAGCUUGCUGCUCUUUUUUUUAUUUUUUCCCCCGUGUAUCACCGUAGGUGCGUUUGGGGACCUUGAAAAAAAAAAGGCUCAGUUUCCCUUGAUCCUUUUUAGCAUUUUGUGUAUAACCUUUACUUUGUUUCUUGUUAUCUUCUUCCUCUAAAAGCAGAGAUAUUUUUAAGCCUCAGUGGAAACGCUGCCUAUAAUACACAACUCUGCCGUUUCAUUUGCAAUGGAAAUGAAACCAUGAAAAAAUUCUUUCCCAGUUCCGUAGAGCAUAGCUGCAUGCCCUUAUUAUAAUGGAGGUUUAGUAUGAAUUCUUUCUUAUCCAAGUCUUUCAUGCUCAUUUGGUUCAAAAGUCCGAAGGUGAAGCGCUUAUAAUGCCUCAUCCAUGCAGCUGGUAAUGCAGCCAAAGAUAAAGAUGCCUAGAUCAGCCUAGACUUGAUCAGAAUUUCUUUCUCAGGCUUUAUUUUAAUAGUAAUUCCCUUGUUCUAAUACAAUUUUGCAGGGUUUUCAGCUCAUACCCCAUGUGGUGUCAGUUAAUUCACUACAUUCUAUUAUAUCAAAGAAAGAUUUUAUGAGCUCUUAUAUAUGUUUUUUGUAUAUGUUUUUUUAAUCCCUGCAUUACUGUUAUAUUGACGCUUCCACCACCAUGUUUCAUACCUGAUGCAGGUGUUCAGCACUUUUUCCCCCUCAUUUGUUCAUAAACAUCAGAAUCUGAAAUGUAUUGCAGGUGAACUUUUACAGACAUGAGACAUGCGGAAAUAGAUGUUUUUCAGAUUUUGCUUUAUUAAAAUCUGUCUGUGUUCAGUAUGUAUUGUUUUGUUUUUUUAAAGUGGAUACGGAGUUGGGAUUAAAGCAAAUUCUAGAUCUG
This is a messenger RNA of Tachysurus vachellii, 3383 nucleotides long. RefSeq names its product 5'-nucleotidase, ecto (CD73) (gene nt5e). Gene Ontology annotation, molecular function: nucleotide binding; 5'-nucleotidase activity; metal ion binding. The transcript is spliced from 9 exons. Gene Ontology annotation, cellular component: plasma membrane. Gene Ontology annotation, biological process: AMP catabolic process. The record is from RefSeq and is a predicted model, not a curated record. NCBI's taxonomy places the organism in Eukaryota, Metazoa, Chordata, Actinopteri, Siluriformes, Bagridae. Bases 126 to 1865 code for a protein of 579 amino acids.